Cydia pomonella (codling moth) is the source of this 3755-nucleotide messenger RNA. RefSeq names its product ejaculatory bulb-specific protein 3-like. The coding region runs from base 979 to 1350 and encodes 123 amino acids. The record is from RefSeq and is a predicted model, not a curated record. The transcript has 3 exons. Lineage: Eukaryota; Metazoa; Arthropoda; Insecta; Lepidoptera; Tortricidae.
UUUUUCUGUUUAUUUGGUACGUAAGCAUAUGCGGCUUGCCGUAAUAUUUGGCGCCGUAAGUUUUAGAUCAGUUUCAGGUGUAGAAGAUACCAAAUUACAUUUCCAUACCUGAUUAAACAAGGUUAAAAAAAAAAUUCACUAUCCUUUUUGAGGUCUUAGUAUUUGUUAAAUAAUAAUUCUAACGCCCUAAAUCUUCCCUAAAUUUAUGCUUGUUGAUUGUACCCUAAUACAGUUAUCGCUAAUAAAUGUUAAUAGUCUAGUAAAUGCUUGUUGUGUGAGAUCUAAAUACAAAGUCCUUUUCUAGCGUAAGCUAGAUAGAGCUAACUAUAUUAGCUAGAGAUAGCUUUCAAAGUGUGUAUAAAGUUUUUGAUUCUUUCUAAAGUUUUUGAUUCUUGUUUUUUAAAAGUCGGUAUGGUAACUUGAUAGUUAUCUUAUUCAUCACUAUGCAAUAAUACCUACAGUCACAGACUAGUUUUUAAAAUGACUUCAGGCAGUCCAUGAGACCUUGCGCUUUUUGAAGUUUGUUUUAAUCGCUUAUUUAUUUACUCAAAUAAAUUACAUAAUAUUAUUUAAUAUACAUAAUUUUCGCCAAACAGCAUGAAAGUUUGUAAGCGAACGGCAGCGCUCGACAUACUUCCUUAUUAUCUACUGUGUAAGUAAGGUGUAGGUACUAUUGCAACACACUUAGCUGACCAUUAUAGACAACGAGUCGUUAUAUACUUAUAAAUUGUAUUUUAAAAUCACCAUUUCCAACAAUGUCCAUACGUUUACAGUAGUGUUACAAGUAAGUAUUCUUGUAAGCUAUGUAAAAUUACAUAGGAAUUAUUAUUGGGAUUUGUUAUAAAUUCAACUCUAAGUAAAAAGUAAAAAUCAUAAAAGGUUGUUAAUUAUUUUAUGUAGAUACGACGCGCAAACAAAAACUCAACAAACCAAUGGUAAACAACUAAUUUCAUCCCCAGGUACCAGGCAAGCAUAAACAUGAAGCAUCUACUCCUCCUCGUGCUAACGGUGGUGGCGACCUGUUGUGCCCAGCAACAGUACUACAACCGCUACGACAACGUCAACGCCGACUCCAUCGUUCAAAACGAACGAGUGCUGCUUGCGUACUACAAGUGUGUUAUGGACAAAGGGCCUUGCACUAAGGAUGGAAGGAACUUCAAAAGAGUGCUCCCCGAGACGCUGUCUACUGCGUGCGGGCGCUGCUCGCCAAAACAGAAGGUGAUCGUGCGCACGCUGCUCCUCGGCAUCAGAGCCAAGAGCGAGCCGCGCUUCAACGAUCUGCUGGACAAGUACGACCCUGACCGCUCCAACCGGGACGACCUUUACAAGUUCCUGGUCACUGGCAACUAGAGAUAAUAGCAGUAAAUGCUAAUUCUGGUAAAGAACUGGUAAAUUCUAAAGUAAUAGGGACCGCUUAUAAAAUACAUCAAUUAAGGGGUGUUGUUCAAUAAAAGUCAGCUGUUGCUGAUACUUUUCUUGCCUCCAGUAAAAAUGUUUUACUAAUCAAAUUGAAUUGAGGCCAGAAUCAAUAUGUAUAUUCUCAAGCUUUACGCAUUCAUUUGGAAUGCCCCAACGGAACUCGGCACAAGUUGAUUUUAAUCUUGUAUCAUGGUGACAUCGUUAGUGGUGACGUUGAAGUGUAGGUACUAUCCAUGGUCUCAUUUUAUGCAAAAUUUUACGGAUAUCGGCCAUUCAAUCGUGAAAGUGUUACAAACAAAGUUACUUUCAUGUUUUUGUUCAAGCUGUUUUGGUGCUAAUAAUUUAACGGUAUUUUAUAUUUGAAUAUCCGUUAAUUCAUAGGAACAUAGUAUUACAUGUUAUUUUAAUAUUUUUUAAACCGAGUAACAGUAUUUGUAUUAAGUUGUGAUUUGCUAUUCUUUUCAUAAAGGUUAAAACAAACAUUAAUUUUAUACAUUAGGUACAUACAUGUCAUGACAAACAUUUUUAUCUAAAAAAGUAUACGGAAUUAGAUGAGUUAUUGUAUGUUCUAAGCUCUUAAGUAGUCUAAAAUUAUGCUUGUGGAUAAUUAUUUCUAAACAAUCGAAUUAAAAACAGUAUUCAUGGUGAUAAUAAAAGUUACUGCGAGUAAGAUAUAUAGGUACAGUCAAUACAUUAAAUAUUGACAUAGACAAAAUGCCGAAAAUAUGUUGUCCAUAUCUUAAGGUAGUGUGUACAUAUUUUAGGCACUUUGUCUGUAUCGAUAUUUAUUACCCUGUCUGUUCAUCCUACUAAUUAGCUACAUGCUUGAAUUUUUUAGAAGAUAUCAAUCGAUUUUACCUACUUCCCGUGAGAUUGAAAAUGUUCCUGAUAAACUUGCUAUCUAAUAUUGUACCACAGAAACUUCCAAAUUGAGAAAGUAGUUUAAUGUAAUGUUAUUUGACCAGGUAUCAUUCAUAUAUUAUGUGUAGGUGUUAUUAUCAUCUACGAGUAUUUAAUAAAACUUCAUAAAAAAAUGUAUUUAUAAUGCUUACGCAUUAUUCUAUGAUUGUAUAGCUCAGAGUUGUGCAUUUAAUAGUAUUUUAAGGCAUAAUUUAUUUAUGUUAUAGAAAUAGGCUGUAAGUUUAGAUUUUAUAUUACAUUAAAAAUAAAUGAUUUAAAAUCAUGAAUGUGUUUAAAUACCUAAAUAAUUUGUAUUAAAACUAUUACGUUUAUAAAUACAAUUAACUAUCUGCGAUACCAGUACCCCUAGUGUAAAUUUGAUCGACAUCAUAACGUGACGAACGCGUUUGCGUUAAGUCUCAUUUUGUAUAGGAUUUUGAGUUUCCAAAACGUUCCGCUUGGCGCGCUCUUUCUAAAUCCAAUACAAAAUGAGACUAAACGCAAACGCGUACGUCACGUUUCGAAAUCGAAUCUAUUUACACUAGGGGUACUGAACGCCUUUUAAAGAAGAAAAAGUCCUACUUGACAAUUCAAAAUUCAAGAUUUAUCGAUCGAUACCUCCAAAAAUAUUACAAGCCAAAAUGAAAAUCGUUUGCGGUACGUUUGCGAUAACGAAACGCUUUGUGUCUCUCGAUUUAUCUUCCAUAACCAGUGAGCCUACCGCGAACCACGUUCGACGUGUUACCUCUCUGUCACACUUAUAAAUUCGUACGUAAGUGUAACAGGGAGGCAACACGUCGAACGUAGUGCUCGGUAAGCCCUCAGGAGCUUCUACGUCGGCACGCGUUGUCGGCCUCGUUUAAACAUAUUUACCAUAUAUGGCUCACGAAGUUUUACUAUUAAAAUUAUUUGGAGGAAAAUUGUUCUAACUUAAAUUCAAUUAAUAAUGCAUCAAUAGCUCCUUGUCCUACACAUAGCAUACUGCGUACUUAAGUAUUAAGUACAUAUUUACUACUCAUAACACAUAAUGCGGUAAAGGAACCGUCGUAUACUUACGUGCAUUAAAAUUACAUACACGAUCCGAACAUAAUAAUUGUUGGGUUGUUUGCUUAAUGCCCAUUUAUGUACAAUGACAACAGGCCUUAUAAAUAGUGGAUGUGUUACUGCUUCAUACAGUCUUCGUGGAUCAACUAGGUGUUUAAGUUUUAUCUUGAUAUCCAACCUUAGCGGCUAGUGUUUAGUUUGUUUUAUAGGAUGCUUAUAUCGGAUCUUUAGAAGAAGUGAUCCCCGAAGCCCUAGAGACCAUAUGCGGCAAAUGCACGCCAAAACAAAAGCAACUGAUAAGGCAAGUCAUCAGGGCCAUCAUGGAUCGCCACCCGGAGUCCUGGAAGGCGCUUACCGGAAAGUUUGAUCCGGACAACAAACACAAGGAAGAC